AUGAUUCUAUUUCCCCGUCUAUCAUGCGCCUUCCAUCCAAUCCAAGACGUAGUAACGUCUCUGUGGCGCCCCAUCCACACUUCAUCGUAUCGUGUGGUCGAGUCAAAUGAGCCCAGUCCUGCAUUCCACUUAGGAUUCCCCGACCCCAAUCAGCUUGCCACCUAUCAAGUUCUUUUGCCUUUUUUUUUACGCGCUAUCCGCUGUAAAAAGUACCAGAUUCAGCUUUCUCUACCCGCUCGCCAAUAA
This is a messenger RNA of Penicillium digitatum Pd1, 246 nucleotides long. The record is from RefSeq and is a predicted model, not a curated record. Lineage: Eukaryota; Fungi; Ascomycota; Eurotiomycetes; Eurotiales; Aspergillaceae.